Messenger RNA from Galleria mellonella (greater wax moth), 3790 nucleotides. RefSeq names its product lanC-like protein 2. Gene Ontology annotation, cellular component: plasma membrane. NCBI's taxonomy places the organism in Eukaryota, Metazoa, Arthropoda, Insecta, Lepidoptera, Pyralidae. The coding region runs from base 199 to 1428 and encodes 409 amino acids. The transcript is spliced from 9 exons. The record is from RefSeq and is a predicted model, not a curated record. Gene Ontology annotation, biological process: peptide modification; carbohydrate metabolic process.
UUAAUCUAUUGGCAACACUAGCUCUAAAAAAAAUAUUCGAAAUUAUUUUCCAAAUAGAUUGUAAAUAUUCGAAACUGAGUUAACAUAAUAUUUAGAUGUUAAAAUGUAUUAAUAUAAUUAAUAGGUAUCUUUUAAAAUAACUCAAAGAUUAUAUAGAUGUCUAAAUAGGUAUCUACUUCUGAUAAACCAUUAACUCAUAUGAAAAUGACUUCAAAAGGAAUAUUUGAAAACAACUAUGACGAUUAUUCUACCGAAGUUGCAAAUAACAUUCUUAAUGAAUCUAAAGAUGGGCUGUCUGAAAGGUUUCUAGCAAAGUUACAAAAUUUUAAGUCCAAUAAAAUGCAUGUGUUGACAACAAAAAUGCAGAAUGAUAUCUUUUAUGAUGGAACAAUAUACACAGGCUCAUCAGGACUUGCUUUGUAUCAUUUUACAUGUGCAUUAGGAAAAAACAAAAACAGUUAUGAAAGUUUAAAGGCUGCAUUGGAAUAUAUUAAUAUAGAGAACUUGAAAGGUCGGAGAAUAAGUUUUUUAUGUGGAGACGCUGGACCAUUAGCUUUAGCUACAGUCAUAUCAUAUAAAAUAGGAACAAGGCGCCCAGAUAACCUUCCUGAUUAUAAAAUUUUAGCCCAAAGACUUAUGUCCCUUAUACAUUUAUUGAAUGAUUCACCUGAUGAACUGUUAUAUGGCAAAUCUGGAUACCUUUAUGCUUUACUGUUUGUGAAUAAAUAUAUUACUGAAAAAGAAGUCAUUCCUGCCAAUCAUAUUGAAAAGGUAAUUGUUGCCAUUUUAAACUCUGGUAAACAAUUUUCUGCACAAAUGAAGUCAGAUAGUCCACUUUUAUGGCAGUGGCAUGAUAAAAUAUAUUUUGGAGCAGCUCAUGGAAUGGCUGGAAUUCUAUAUAUGUUAUUACAGGCUCGCAUUUAUAUAAAUGCUAUUGACAUACGAAAUUUUAUAAAACCAGCCUUAGAUUGGCUAUUGAAUCAGCGCUUUCCAAGUGGAAACUUUCCAUCUUCCUUAGGUAGCAGUUCUGGUGAUAGACUGGUUCAGUGGUGUCAUGGAGCACCUGGCUUUGUGCCUUUAUGCUUAUUAGCACAUCAGAUAUUUGAAGAGGAUAAAUACUUAAAAAUUGCCCUACAAUGUGGCGAUGUUAUAUGGCGUCGAGGUUUGUCCACUAAAGGAUAUAGUAUAUGUCACGGAGUAAGCGGGAACGCUUACGCAUUCAUUCAGUUGUAUCAAGCUACAAAAAAACCUCUGCAUUUGUAUCGUGCUUGUUGCUUCAUGGAAUGGUGCGCAGUGGAGCGUUCCGGUACAGAGUUACACCGACCAGAUAGACCUGCUUCUCUCUUUGAAGGCUUGGUUGGGCGGCUCUAUUUAGCCGAAGACCUUACUCGUAUUUUAGAUGCGAAAUUUCCUGCAUUGUGCCUGUAAAGGUAAAAAAGCUAGUUGUCAUAGACAAAAAAUAUAGUAAGUUUUUAUAAGGAAUAUAUUACUCAGUCCUCAAUUUUUCAUGAAAUGAAAUUUAUAUAAAAAGCACUUACUAUUUUGUGGGACGAUGACGAUAUCCAGCCUAGUUAUUACAAUUUGCUAAUAGCUUCUAUGUAAUAUUAUUAAUAAAACUUAUAUAUAUAUAUAUAUAUAUAUAUAUAUAUAUAUAUAUAUAUAUAUAAUUUCAGUACUGGCUUGGUUCAUACUAAAAUGAACGACUGACUUCGACGCGCUCAUACCUAUGUUGAUGUCAGGAUGCUUUGUUUACAUUUACCUCACUUCCAGUGCGUCGUACCCUGCCAUCUCUAAUAAGAACUUAUUAGGUUAUAUAGUAGGAUUUGCAAUAUACAAUCUUACAUUGUUUUUGAUACAGCCAUUCAUAAACAUUUCUAUUAUUUGCACCCUGAGUAUAUAGGUACUCAGGGUGUGUAUAUAGGUUUAGACAAAUCUGCAUUAUACCCUGCCAUCCCCAAUAAGUAACUAUAUAAGAUACCUAGUACAUACGCAGUAUAAAAUGCAUAAUGUUUUUGAUACAGUCUUAUAAACAUUUCAAUUUUCUACAUUAUAUGUUUUGAUUAAUAUGAAUUCCAGAUAAUUGCAUUACUUUGUAACUUUCUGUGAAUGAAGGUAUUGUAUAACAAUUAUUAUAAAUAUGAAACUCUGUAAAGAUAUUUGGAUGUUUAUAACUUAAUCAUGUUUCAACAGUUGAAUGAGAUUUUAUACAUGGGUAGGUUAUAUCCUAACAUGUACUUUGUACAUUAAUUCACGCCAAUACUAAAGUAGCGCACAAUUGAAGAGUGAUUUUCGACGUCCUAUUUUCUAUGGUAAAAUAAAAAAUGUGGUUUCACAUACAGAUUAAUUCAGGCCAUAUGUUUACAUUUUAAAGGUAGCGAUUAAACUGUAAAAAUCACUAGACCAGUGAAAGAAAUGAAAGAGCAGUACAUAUAAAUUAGGUCAUAUAUUGGAAAUUUGUAUAAAUAUUUAUAAUAUACAUCAUGGAAUAUAAAAAGUUAAACCAUUGAUAUUGAUUGGUCAUUAUGAACUUCAAGUAUACUUAUAGGAAGAACUAAUAGGUAGCAUAUAUUAACACAAAGUAAAUUGAAUAAAAUAUAAAAAACAUGAUUUCAAAAAUUUCAGAUCAGAAUGUUACCAGAUUUACAAGUUAUUUUUUGUGUUAAGAUUUAUUAUCACAUUGUUUCACAUAUUUUAUCAUCCCAGUUUUUGUUUGACACAGUGUAAACCAAAAACUAGUCUAAAAUUUUACCUGCAUAGCAAAUUUAAUUCUCUUGCUCUCACUCAAUUCCUGUUUUUAAUUAAAUCACCAAAUAAACAAUGUAGUGGGGCGAUUCAGGCCAUGGCUAUGGUGAAAUCUUUUAGGCUGCCUUUCUUUAAAAUUUGCGGCUGUAAAGAUAGCCUUAUGUUCCAUAUAAGAGAGGGUACGGCUAUAACAGCAAUUAAGCUGGGUGACACUUGUAUGAUUUUCUUUGUAAAUGCGGCAAUGUCGCCGAAAUGUACCUUUCAUACAUUCAGACCCCGCUUACUCUGAGGCUCUCGCAUUUAACAAAUAAUGACGAUAAGACGCGACACACGUGUCGGCGAAAGACACGUACGAUACCACUGCGACGUCCGUUGCUUGCGAGCACUGACUUACAAAACGUAACUUAAAGUUAUUAACCAUGGGAUUGUCAGAUCUACCUGAAUAUUUAAUCUUAUGCUAUAGCAAUAUGCGCAUGACUAAUCAGUUUUUAAAACAUUCUAGUUGAUUCUAGUUCAUUCUUUUCACGCUAUAACAAUAGGUACAUUCGACGCAUUUCAGUCAAUUUUAAAUAUCUAUGUAUGUAUUAUAACGACUGAUGUAUCUCAAAACGAUACAAUGAUUCAAAUUCUUUUGCGACAGAUUUGCAUUGUAAGGCAGUCACUACAUCAGUCGCGCUUCUGCUUUCUAUAUACAUCUAUGAUGUCGUUUUUGUAACAAAUUUAUUUCAUGUGCCAUAUCAAGAGCUAUACGUACAAUCGCAUACAUUUAUGUGUGGAUAUGUAAUGCGAACUUUCUAUUGAUCAUUCCUUGUCUUAUUAUAUUUCACAAUACGGUUGGAUGAGAACUAGACUGACUACAGAAAAUAAACAUUUAUGGUAAUGAUUCAAUAAUUAUUAUAUAUUCUACUUUUUUCUACAUUUUUUUAAAAAUUGAAUUUAAACUACCAAUAGCUGAAAUCUCAGUAGGUAAUUAAUUUUCCUCAUGUAUGUUGCUUAUAUUAUUUGUACGUUUGUAACAAUCGAUUGUUAUCGUAUGCGUUCAUGUUGU